CUACCGCAACUCGCUGCGCGGGGAGUUCGUGCACGACGACGUGUGGGCCAUCGUGAACAACCCGGACGUGAGACCGGGCUCGAGCCUGCGGAGCAUCUUCACCAACGACUUCUGGGGGAAGAGAAUGGCCGACAACACGAGCCACAAGUCCUACCGUCCGCUCUGCAUCCUCACCUUCAAGUUGAAUAUUCUGCUGGGUGGUAUGACUCCGUUUUAUUUUCACGUGGUGAAUGUGUGUUUGCACUGCGCUGUGACCGUCCUGCUCAUGCACACGUGUGAACGUUACGUGUUCAAGAACAGCCGCCUGGCGUUCCUCACCGCGCUCCUCUUCGCCGUCCACCCCAUCCACACCGAAGCGGUGUCCGGCAUCGUUGGGAGAGCAGAUGUGUUGGCCAGUAUGUUGUUCCUCCUGGCCUUUCUCUCCUAUAUUAGGAGUGUGUCAGGGUGCUGCACGGCGGACUCGUUCCCCUCGACGGUGUCUCCAUGUUCUCUAGCACUCUCCCUCUUCCUGGGCACCUGUGCCAUGCUGGUCAAAGAGACGGGCAUCACCGUCUUCGGAGUGUGCGUCCUCUACGACAGCCUGGUGCUCUGCUGCAAGCCCUUCCUCUCGCACCUGUCACGGUCCAAACUGAAGGAGCUGAUCCGAAUCGCGCGGCCUUUCAUCAAACGAGCCUGCGUGGUCUCUGUAUACGUGCUGUUGAUCCUCUCUGCUCGCUUGUGGCUGAUGGGCGGCUCAAUGCCUCUGUUCUCAGAGCAGGACAAUCCUGCCUCCUUCUCACCCUUCCUCCUCACCAGGUUCCUCACUUACUGUUACCUUCUGGCCUUCAAUGCCUGGCUGCUACUGGCUCCCAUAGUGCUCUGCUAUGACUGGCAGGUGGGCAGCAUCCCUUUAGUGGAGUCUGUGUGUGACGCACGUAACAUUGCUGCGUUGGUGUUGGCACUGGGCAUGCUCGCUCUCUGCCUGCACUGUGUUACAUCACUACAGAAGAUGGAGGGCAGGGAGGUGUUGGUGGGGAUACUGUUCCUGGUGUUUCCUUUCAUUCCAGCCACUAAUCUGUUCUUCCGUGUGGGCUUCGUGGUGGCUGAGAGAGUCCUCUACAUGCCCAGUAUGGGUUACUGUAUUCUGGUGGUCCAUGGAGUGAACAGGCUGUGUGCCGUGGUGGGCCGCUGGGGUGCGGCUGCCCUCACCGUCUCCAUGCUGCUGCUGCUCCUCCUCUUCUCCUGGAAGACUGUGCAGCAGAACGAGAUCUGGCUGUCCCGCGAGGCUCUGUUCAGUUCUGGCAUUCAAACAUUACCUCACAAUGCUAAAGUUCACUACAACUAUGCCAACUUCCUGAAGGACCGAGGACAAAACGAGCAGGCUAUUCACCACUACAAAACAGCCCUCAGACUUUAUCCUCGGCAUGCCAGUGCCAUGAAUAACCUGGGCACACUGACUCACAGCACAGAGGAGGCAGAAGUCUACUACAGGAAAGCUCUCGACAUCAACCCCCAACACAACCGAGCGCUCUUCAACCUGGGCAACCUUCUCAAGUCCCAGGGGAAGGAGGAGGAGGCAGAGCGAAUGCUAAAGGAAUCAAUACGCUUUGGGCCGCAGUUUGCUGACGCCUACUCAAGUUUAGCCUCUCUCUAUGCUGACCAGAAGCGGUUAGCAGAAGCAAAUGAGAUUUACACAAAGGGCAUUGAGAACUGCCCAGACAGUUCAGACCUCCACAACAACUACGGCGUGUUUCUGGUGGACACGGGUGAUAGCGAUGGAGCUGCCGUACAUUACCAGCACGCUGUGCGUCUGAAGCCGUCUCACUAUGUUGCCAUGGUGAAUCUUGCCCGUCUGCUGCGCUCCUCGAACGGCAGUACGGAGGCUGAGCUGUGGUAUAAGCGGGCACUGCAGGUGGUGCGUAAGGUGGAUAUCCUGACUCCUCUGGGAGCGCUGUAUUAUAACACCGGCCGAUAUGAAGAGGCUCUGCAGCUGUACCGAGAGGCCGCCUCGCUGCAGCCGGAGAACCCGGACAUCUGGCUGGCUCUGGCUCAGGUUCUGGCUAUGGCAGGCCGCUCUAAAGAAGCAGAGAAAAUGACUCUGGGCAUCAUUUCCAAAAGCAGCGGCUGCAUAGAGUGUUAUCGCCUGCUGUCUGCCAUCUACAGCAAACGAGGGAACCACACCAAGGCGUUGGAGGCUUUGGAUAAAGCGCUGCAGCAGGAGCCAGCAGACCCUGCAGUGAAGGCGGAGCUUCUCUUCUCCAUAGGCAACCAGCUCCGAGAGAUGAAUGAGCUAGACCGAGCCUUUGAGAACUACAAGCUCGCUGUUGCCCUCAAGCCUGACCAAUCACAAGCUUGGAUGAACAUGGGGGGGAUCCAGCAUAUAAAGGGAGACUAUGCAGCAGCCAGAAUGUACUACCAAAGAGCUCUCCUCCUCUCUCCUGGCUCCAAACUGCUGAAGGAGAACCUGGCCAAGCUGGACAGGCUGGAGAAGAAACUGCAGGGGACUUAAAUGGCCAGGCUGGCUCUGGACCUCCAAUCAAAGAUCCAACAGACAGAGAUACGUACAAUAACCUGGUGGGUAUAAAUAGACCGCGAACUGACAGAGAUACUAGACUGGGGAGGUGGCUGCCUUAAAAGCCUCCGUCGCAAUCAAUGGUGCCACAGUAUCUGUGACCCGAGAUGGCCCGAGCCUAGAGACUGAUGUGUGGGCUGAUGUUAAGGACCAACCCUGCUGAUGCAGGUCAGCGUCAAUACCGCAGCAGAGGGGGUUGCAUCAUAUUGAGCACCACUGACUCGUCUGAAGGCUCAGCCUCCUCCAGCCUGUCUGAGCUUGAUCUGCUCUCUGAUCAGAGGCAAAGGACUUUUAAUGAGUGCCCCCCGUCGAGAGGGAUUUGAUUAAUCAUCGUCGAUUUAUGCAGAAGAGCAGAUCCCUGAGAGGCUCUUGGCUCUAACUCGCUGUACUCUCAGACGCACUGUAGGAGCUAUCCUCCAAAUCUCCAGCUCCUCUCAGCUUCAGUGACUGCAAAUCUCACGACAGGAGCUACAGGAGAUGCUCUCCAACUGUGUUCUGUGAACAUGGCCACAUUCUUCAUUCGAUGCAGUAGGAUCCGCAGGAGAGGGAGUGCUUUUGGCUGUGUUUUGCUUGUUUGUGUGAUUUUUUUUUUUUUUUAAUGUGUGACGUUACGAGUGACUUUCAAUUGUACAUAAAUUGGCUCAGUGUAAAAGAAAAAGAAACAACAGGGUCAUUUUUUCUGCUAGAGCAGGGGUCGGCAAACUGAAUGUUAAGAAGAGCCAUUUUGUCCUUUCAAAUCAAACCA
This is a messenger RNA of Colossoma macropomum (tambaqui), 3296 nucleotides long. It is a transcript of the gene tmtc1, whose product is annotated as transmembrane O-mannosyltransferase targeting cadherins 1. The transcript is spliced from 20 exons. Gene Ontology annotation, molecular function: protein binding; mannosyltransferase activity. Gene Ontology annotation, biological process: protein O-linked glycosylation via mannose; RNA processing. The coding region runs from base 125 to 2488 and encodes 787 amino acids. The record is from RefSeq and is a predicted model, not a curated record. Lineage: Eukaryota; Metazoa; Chordata; Actinopteri; Characiformes; Serrasalmidae.